AUGCCGAUGAAUCUUAGUCUCGGGAACAAAAAGCCCGCAGCACCGAAACCGAGAAAUCCUCUCGGACAGAAGAGAAAGAACAUUUUUGACGAUGGCUCUGGCGACGAGGACGAGUCGAACGAACAUGGAGCAAUUGAGCUUUCUACAAUUGGAGGCUUAAAAGAACCUGUACCGAUGACGAAACCGCAAAGUGCAGGUCCGCCGCCGAAACGCAAGAUGCAAUUCGGAAGUGCUGCCAAACCCUCGAUCAAACCACUCAACAAAAACUCGUUGUUUGCUGAUGACGAGGACGAAGAUGAGGAAAAGGAAAAAAAGCAGCAGGGCGAAAUGCACUUGGGGCUUAAUAAGGCAAAGUCGAACAAGCCGACCGCGCCUGGCCAAGAUUUCACUAAUUUGUCAGCAAUGCACAGCAGCAAGAAGCAUGCAAAGCAAGCCGAAGAAAUCGAUCCCUCGAUCUACUCAUACGAUGCUGUAUACGAUAGCUUGCACGCCAAAACUGCCAAGUCCUCGGUGAAUACCAAGAGCGAAACGCCGAAGUAUAUGCAGAACUUGUUACAGAGUGCAGAAAUCCGGAAAAGGGAUCAACUCCGAGCGAAGGAUCGUCAGCUUGCCAAGGAACGUGAAGCUGAAGGUGACGAAUUUGGCGACAAGGAGAAGUUUGUCACGGCUGCAUACAAGGCGCAACAAGAAGAACUGCGCAAGGCCGAGGAAGAGGAGGCACGGCGCGAAAAGGAGGAGGAAGAGCGAAGAAAGAAGAGUGGCAACUCCGGCAUGAUUGGAUUUUACCGAGACGUGCUUUCUCGAGGCGAAGAACAGCACGAAGAGGCUGUCAAAGCUGCCGAAGAAGCUGCUCGUCGCGUAAAAGCAGGAGAGCUUCCAGAAGCAGAAGAGAGAAAAGAUGAGGAUGAGAAGACAGAGGCCCAGAAGGCCGAGGAUCUUAACUCUCAUGGCGCUCGUGUUGCUGUCAACGACGAGGGUCAAAUUGUCGACAAGCGCCAGCUGUUGUCUGCAGGAUUGAACGUCGCACCAAAACCGAAAUCCCAACAACCUGCACCCAAAGCAGUUCCACGGCCUGCUGCUCGCCCAGCCGGCGGUCACCAAAAUGCACGUGCUGCCCAGAGAGCUCGACAGACCGACAUGGUUGCGAGCCAAUACGAGGAGCGUGCCCGACAAGAAGAGGAAGCCGAGGCUGCGAAACAGAAGGAGAUUGCGGAGAAAAGUCGCACCCGCAAGACCGAGGGAGAGGUCUCCAGCGCAAAGGAGCGGUACCUGGCAAGAAAGAAGGAACGCGAAGAAGCUGCUGCGAAGGCAAGGGGGUCAUGA
Molecule: messenger RNA, 1323 nt
Organism: Penicillium soppii
Lineage: Eukaryota; Fungi; Ascomycota; Eurotiomycetes; Eurotiales; Aspergillaceae
Product: splicing regulator NSRP1-like domain-containing protein
Exons: 1
Coding region: 1-1323 (440 amino acids)
Biological process (GO): regulation of alternative mRNA splicing, via spliceosome
Source: RefSeq, a predicted model, not a curated record